CAAUACACAAAGAUUAUUCCUUUUUUAAACGUAGAAAGAACACCUUCUAUGCUGCCGAUUCUUCAUCCUCAGGCAUUCCAUUUCCACUCAUACCAACACAAACCAACCCCAACUCGUCUUUUCAUUUCGAUAUGCAAAUCAUCACAUCACAACUCACAACUCACUCGUCAAACCAGGUAAUUAGCGGAAUAACGAUGUCGAAUUCAGCACCAGAAGAUGAGACAGCGAUUCUUCCCGAAUCGAAAAGAUUAAAGCAUGGAAACGAAAACGAAGAUAAGCUUAGUGAUUUACCAGAUUGUGUUAUUCUUCACAUAUUAUCGUUUUUGAACGCCAAAGAAGUAGUUAGAACUUGCAUUUUGUCCACGAGAUUGAAGAAUUUUUGGAAACGUGUUCCUACUCUUGUAUUGCAUUCUACUGAUUUUUCUACUUUCAAGAGUUUUACCAAAUUCGUUUCUAAGAUUUUGUCACUUCGUGAUGGUUCUAUUGCACUGCAAACUCUUGAUUUUGAACGUGUAGGUAGUAUUGAGCCUCACCUACUUAAAAGAAUUGUGAACUAUGCUUUUGCUCGAAAUGUUCAGCGAUUCGGAAUGUCUGUGAAAGGUGAUAUUUGUCAUAUUCUUCCUUGUAUUUCUUCGUGUCGGACUUUGACUUCUCUUAAGCUUUCAGUUUCGCCUAAAGGGCGUCAUAAUUAUGGGCGAACGAUGUUUCCUAAAUCGUUGGAUUUGCCAGCUUUAACAAGCUUGCAUCUAGGGAAUUUUGCCUUUUGUGCUAGUGAAAAAGGCCGAACUGAGCCCUUUUCGGCUUUUAACAAGUUGAAUAGUUUGGUAAUUGACAACUGUACAGUGAAAGAUGCACAAGUUCUUUGCAUAUUAAGUGAGACACUUGUCAAUUUGACUAUGCGUAAUCAGUCUUCGGAUCUUUACAAAAUCGAGCUGGCUGCUCCAAGUCUUUGCAUGUUUACUUUUUGCGGCACCCCUUAUCAGAAGCUUUGUGGAAGCAACCUUUCUUCUGUUGAAGAGGUAAAUAUUGAUGCAGAAAUGUUGUCAAACUAUACAGAGCCUCCUUUGGUUUUACUUAGCUGGCUGCUAGAGCUUGCUAAUAUCAAAUCAUUGACAGUCUCUGCAAGUACUCUUCAGGUUCUCUCGCUAAUUCCUGAUUUACUGAAGGAUAAGCUCACUUCCUUGUGUAACUUGAAGUCACUUAAAGUACAAAUGAAACCACUUUCAUAUGGGUUAUCCAUGACACUGAGAACUGCCAAGUUACAGAAAGAAUCUAAAGCAGGAUCAGAACCAUCUUCAUCCAUACCUGAUGGAAUAGUGGACUUUUUGAUUCAAAACUCACCAUCGGCAGAAGUUGACAUCAUAGAUUGCUCAAGGUUUAGCAGCUCCAUCGACCAUCUACCUCCAUUUCCGGUGUCUUCCAUUUUUCCUCAAUUUCUUCAGCCCUCUUCCCGUGAGGUUUUAUGCAUAUUCCAGAUAAUUGAACAAAAAAUGUUGCAUAUUCCAGUCUGUUGUGGAUGACCUGCGGCAGCGGAUACAACAGUUAGAGCAAGCAGUAUUGCAAGUGCAGCUGUAUAUUCAACUAGCUCACGAGGAGAUAUCUCGGGAGAGGGACGAAAUGUCUGCCAUCCAAGGGCAUAUGACAAUGCUGUCAAAGACCCUUGCUGCCCUGAAGCGGCAGAUGCAGACUAUGGGACUGUGGCAAUAAUAUCAAGACCACCAAAAAUGAGUUUUUCUACUAGGUUCUUUGAUACUAAAAAAUAUAUAUAAAAAAUUAGACUUAUCAAGUUAGUCUUUACAUAAAUUUUAUUAAAUAUUUGCUUUAUAGAGACUAUUCUGUUAUCUAUUAAAAAUGAGACUAACUUCUCUA
Molecule: messenger RNA, 1869 nt
Organism: Lathyrus oleraceus (garden pea)
Lineage: Eukaryota; Viridiplantae; Streptophyta; Magnoliopsida; Fabales; Fabaceae
Product: F-box/LRR-repeat protein At4g14103
Exons: 5
Coding region: 132-1520 (462 amino acids)
Molecular function (GO): protein binding
Source: RefSeq, a predicted model, not a curated record